Diospyros lotus (date-plum) is the source of this 1995-nucleotide messenger RNA. RefSeq lists its product as uncharacterized. Lineage: Eukaryota; Viridiplantae; Streptophyta; Magnoliopsida; Ericales; Ebenaceae. The record is from RefSeq and is a predicted model, not a curated record. Bases 1 to 1995 code for a protein of 664 amino acids. The transcript is spliced from 4 exons.
AUGUAUAAUUUACCACCUUGGAUGUGUAUGAAGGAUACAACAAUGUUCUUAACGGUGCUAGUGCCAGGACCAGAGAAUCCUAAGGCAAAACUUGAUGUUUUCUUACAACCCCUUAUUGCAGAGUUGAAACAUUUGUGGGAUGUUGGUGUGCAUGCAUAUGAUAUCUCAUUGAAACAAAAUUUCCAACUGAGAGCGGCUUUGAUGUGGACCAUUAGUGAUUUUCCUGCAUAUUCAAUGCUCUCGGGGUAUAGCACGGCAGGAAAGCUGGCAUAUCAUCCGUAUCGACGGAAUAGGUAUGGAUUUCGCAAAAAUACUUUGGUAAAAAAAACACCACCUCUUGCAUUGUCUGGACCUGAGAUACUUGCUUCCUUGUACGAGUUGGGUUUAGUGAAAGCGACAGAACCCAAUGCUGCACAGACUAAUGUGGAUAAUAGUCAUGGUAGUGGUUGGAAGAGUAAGAGCAUUUUUUGGGAUUUGCCUUAUUGGAAAACUCAACUUAUUCGACACAACUUGGAUGUUAUGCAUAUAGAGAAAAACGUGUUCGAAAAUGUGUUCAAUACAGUGAUGAAUGUACCGGGAAAAACUAAGGACACGGUGAAGUUGAGAGAAGAGUUGAAUCAAUAUUGUCGCCGCAUUACUCAACCAACUUUUACUCUGAAUAAGAAAGAAAAAGCUGUCUUGUGUGCGUGGGUAAAAAAUCUGAAAUUUCCUUAUGGGUAUGUGUCGAACAUGGCUAGGUGUGUUGACACAAAGAAGCUUAAGUUGUUUGGGAUGAAAAGCCAUGACUGUCAUGUGUUCAUGCAAAGGUUGGUGCUCGUUGCAUUUCGGGAAUUACUACCGCAAAAAGUAUGGGAGGCAUUGACUGAGUUGAGUCUUUUCUUCAAAGAUUUGACAUCGACCACUAUUAAAAGUGAGCACAUGAUGAAAUUAGAGAACGACAUCCCCAUCACUUUGUGUAAAUUGGAGCUCAUAUUCCCUCCAAGCUUCUUUGACUCUAUGGAGCAUCUUCCAAUCCAUUUGGCUUAUGAAGCAAGGAUAGCAGGUCCAGUUCAAUAUCGAUGGAUGUAUCCGUUUGAAAGAUACCUUGGAAAGUUGAAGAAAACAGUUAGAAAUAAAACUCGAGUGGAAGGCUCUAUUUCUAAUUCAUACGUUGUGGAAGAAGCGUCAUUGUUGUGUUCUCAUUACCUUGAGGACAAUGUUGUUACAAGGCAUACACGAGUGCUGCGCAAUGAUGCUGGUGUUGCUUGCGAUCCUACGAACAAUGUGACCAAUUCAUACAUAAGGGAUCUCGCAAAAGGAACUUUUAACACUGUUACAACGUACCCUGGCUGCUUUGUUAAUGGAUUUAAAUUUCACACGAUUAGCCAUGGUUCGAAUAAAGGCACUAUGAAUAGUGGCAUGUGCGUUAAAGGAUCCAACUACAAUGAUCCCGAGAAGGACUAUUAUGGUCGGAUAAUAGAGAUUGUUGAGCUCGAGUAUCCUUCAGUAUCGUCAUUCAAGAAAGUUGUAUUGUUCAAGGGCGAUUGGUUUAUUCCAAGUUUGAACGAGGGGGUGAAGAUUCAUCAUGCAUAUAAGAUCGUCGAGAUCAAUGAAAAGAAGAAAUGGAAUACAAACGAGCAAUUUGUAUUAGCUUCUCAAGCGAUUCAAGUAUAUUUUUGCGAAUAUCCAAGCUUGAGGCGUAACAAAAGCGAUUGGUUGGUUGUAACAAAAGUCAAACCAAGGUUCAUAGUAGAGGUUCCACAAUCUUUUAAUAAUCAAGAGGCGACCCUUCCACGUGAAGCGCUGCCUUACCAAGAGGAUGACGUGGAACUACACAAUAUUGCAGUUGAUGAUGUGCAAAUCCCUGAGACAGUGAAUGAUGGUGACCACGCUGAUUUAAAUGAUGAGCUAGUUAUGGAAUCUGAAUUUGAUGAAGCCCCAGAGUUGAAUGAUGAGCAAGUUUUGAGAUCUGAUUCUGAAGAUAAGUUUGAAUCGUAUGAUGAGCAAGUCUUGUGA